AUGACACCCUCCAUCGUGGAGGCACUGUCGACUGUUCAACCACCAGAAACACCAGACAGCGAAGAUCAUGACAACGAAAACAAGACCCAAGAAUCACCACAACCUACAAACGAACCUUCUCUAGACGAUCCUCAAAUAGGAAAGCCCAUAUCUCAUGGCCAAAUUGUCGAGCUAUGGAAACGCUCACAGGCACAAGACGAUACAAACUACGCUCUCGAACAACUCAUUCGGGGCGCAUCCGUCUACAUUCCUCCACCACCUCCCAAACCUGAACCUUCACCUGAAUACAAAGCGCUUAUGGCCCGUCUCCGCCGCCAAGAAGAAGCCCGCUCCUACGAACGAAUGAUGAACCCUGCCCCCAAAUUCGAAACCUUCAAAGACCGCUUCCCUUCCAGCGCCGCCGCCUUUGCAGAAGUCAACCGUCCUACAUCGGCUUCAGAUAUUGGCGACGAGGAUAUUGCGAUGGAAGAAGUGCACAAGCAAGUGACGCUGAUCAUCAACUUCUUGGUCAGUAUAGCUGGCGUUGCUGGAACACUGUGGGUUACGGCGCGAUGGUGGAGUUUGCCCGCGAGAUUAUUCCUGACUAUGGGUGGGAGUAUACUCGUUGCUAUCGCGGAGGUGGUAGUUUAUAAUGCGUACUUAUGGAAGAUGGACGAGGGGAGAAAGAAGCAUGGCAAGGUCAAGGAGGUGAGGGAAGUUGUAGAGAGUUGGACUGUGAGUAAGGCUGAUGACGAGGACGAGAAGACGAUACUCCUUAAAGAAAAGGACGAUACGGGGAUCAUCAAAUCAGCGAAUGGAGGUUUGAACAAAAGGUCGAGACAUCGACAAGAUACAGAAUCUUAA
Messenger RNA from Fusarium venenatum, 843 nucleotides. Its product is annotated as endoplasmic reticulum-based factor for assembly of V-ATPase-domain-containing protein. The record is from RefSeq and is a predicted model, not a curated record. Gene Ontology annotation, biological process: vacuolar proton-transporting V-type ATPase complex assembly. Gene Ontology annotation, cellular component: endomembrane system. Lineage: Eukaryota; Fungi; Ascomycota; Sordariomycetes; Hypocreales; Nectriaceae.